AUGGAAAGUGCAUUUGAAAUGAGCAUGUGUGGUGAACUAACCUUUUUUCUUGGACUGCAAGUAAAGCAGAUGGACACAGGUUUGUUCCUCUCUCAAAUAAAAUACGCUGAAAAUUUGAUCAAGAAAUUUGGUCUUGAAUCUAAGAAGAUAGUGAGCAAUCCCAUGAGUACCACCACUAAGCUGAGCGAAGACCAGGAUGGGAAAUCAGUUGAUCACGCAUUGUAUCGCAGUAUGAUAGGCAGCUUGCUCUAUCUCACCGCCAGCAGACCUGAUAUAUCUUAUAGUGUGGGAGUGUGCGCUCGCUUUCAAGCUAACCCUAAAGAAUCACACAUGGAAGCUGUCAAAAGAAUCAUCAGAUACAUCUCAGGUACAAUUGGAUGUGGCAUUUUCUAUACCUUUGACACUAACGUAGAAAUUGCAGGAUAUUCUGACGCUGACUGGGGAGGAAACUUGAAGGAUAGAAAAAGUACUUCAGGGGGAUGUUUCUUCAUAGGCAACAAUCUGGUUGCCUGGCAUAGCAAGAAACAAAAUUGCAUUUCUCUUUCUACUGCAGAAGCUGAGUAUGUUGCAGCUGGGAGUUGUUGCACGCAAAUGCUUUGGAUGAAGCAAAUGCUUCAUGACUAUGGCAUCCCUCAAGGUAAGUUGUCUAUCUUUUGUGACAACACUAGUGCCAUCAACAUCACUAAGAAUCCUGUUCAACAUUCUCGAACAAAGCACAUUGAUCUUUGA
Messenger RNA from Rosa chinensis, 729 nucleotides. RefSeq names its product secreted RxLR effector protein 161-like. The coding region runs from base 1 to 729 and encodes 242 amino acids. The transcript has a single exon. The record is from RefSeq and is a predicted model, not a curated record. NCBI's taxonomy places the organism in Eukaryota, Viridiplantae, Streptophyta, Magnoliopsida, Rosales, Rosaceae.